UAUACCACGGCUUUCAGCUAAUCAGCAUUCAGGGAUCAAACCUCCCAGUUUAUAAAUAUAUAUAUAUAUAUGAAGUUUGAACAUCAGGCAUGUGAGUUUGCAUUGUAAAUUAAUGUUCAACCCCACCCAUGCUCAGUGCAUAGAUACAAAGUAGCUUAUUGGAAAUGCUCUCAAAAGACUUGGUGAUAGGCUACUGAAAGGGCUCCUUUAAAUAAAAUAAAAAUUGACUCAUUACAUAUAGGCCUACCCAGCAACAAUAGUGGUGUUCAUUAUAGGCAUUUCCCCUUUAUUUGACAGGAGAUGGAAUUGCCACUCCACACAUGAUCAUGCCAUGUGUCCCAAUGCUUGACACAUUGAUAACCAAAAGCUACUAAGUCACGUGUAAAAAAAUACUUUGACCUUGAUUUUCUUCCCUUGUUUCCAUGCCAUCAGGAGCCUUUGCGUAUCUUCGCAAGCAAUGUGAUUGGACGCAUUUCAGAGGAGCGCAUGUAUGGCUCAUGUCACUGUGGUAUAGCUCCCACCAGGUGUCCCUGUUUCAUUAUGAUGGUAGCUUUUCUCAUGAGCUCCUUCAGAGCUCGUUGACUUCGUCGAUGUGACUCUAUUUCCGAAUAAUAUUUCAGUGCAAAGAAGGUUUCCACUAGUUACCACAGCCACAAAUUGGCUAUAUCGUAAAAUUCAUUAAAACUAAAAUGUGCUUUUUGGUCUUAAUUUAAGGUUAUGACUUUGUGGCUGUGGUAACUAGACCACCGUGCAAAAAUGGCUGCAAUGUUUACGUGUUGUCUGGGAUGCUGGGGAGAUGGGGGAACGGGGCAUAUUCCUCUCAAAGAAAUGCCCACAGUCCAGUUAGACACGCAUCAUAUGGGCACGGAUGUAGUCAUAGUGAAGAGUGGCCGGAGGAUAUGUGGCACCGGGUGUUGCCUCGCCAACGCUCCCCUGCACCAAAACAAGAGUUACUUUGAGCUCAAGAUCCAGUCAACAGGUAUAUGGGGGAUAGGUGUGGCCACUCAGAAGGUGAACCUGAACCAGGUCCCCCUGGGGCGGGACAUCAACAGCCUUGUCUUGAGGCAUGAUGGCUCGGUGUACAACAACAACGAGGAGAAGAACCGCCUGCCUGCCAACAGCCUUCCACAGGAGGGGGACAUUGUGGGCAUCACAUAUGACCACGUGGAGAUGAAUCUCUAUCUGAAUGGGAAGAAUAUGCACUGUCCAGCUUCAGGGAUCAGAGGCACCGUGUUCCCGGUGGUUUAUGUGGAUGACAGCGCCAUCUUAGACUGCCAGUUCAGUGACUUCUGCCAUACGGCACCACAAGGCUUUGAGAAGAUUCUGUUUGAGCAGCAAAUCUUCUGAGCAGCACCUCCUGUAUACCUCCAGGCCUUUACACACACACACACACACACACACAACCCUCAGCUUACAGUGCUCCUUGUUGCUCUGCAGAGAUCUGUGACCCCCCCUCGUUCCGUCUGGUUUGAGUGUCCCUUUGUGUGUGUGUGUGUGUUGUCCUGGUUACUGUCUGCUUUAAAGCUGUUCUGGGUCAACGUGGGUAGUUUAGCUCUUGGUUGAUGCCAACACUGGAGCAGUAAGAAAACUGAUCCCAAGACAGCAGUGAAGGGCAUAGAGUAACCAAAGUGGGGUGUGCAUUUGUAGCUGAAAGACAGUCAACUCAGUCAAUAUUACUUUUCUUCAGUUGUAAUCAUCCUGCAUUGCCACAAUCUUUUGUGGUUGCUGCUUCUUUCAGAAAAUAGAGUUUAAACAAUGUUUAGGUGUUUUCUUUGAAUCUGACAGUAUCAUGGUGCAAUUGCUACAUAUUUCCAUUGGUCUGGACCAGAAGCCAUGUUUAGUGGAUGUUCUUUACUGCUACUUACAGUGAGGGGAAAAAAGUAUUUGAUCCCCUGCUGAUUUUGUACGUUUGCCCACUGACAAAGAAAUUAUC
Messenger RNA from Coregonus clupeaformis (lake whitefish), 1933 nucleotides. RefSeq names its product SPRY domain-containing protein 7. The record is from RefSeq and is a predicted model, not a curated record. Bases 757 to 1347 code for a protein of 196 amino acids. The transcript is spliced from 5 exons. NCBI's taxonomy places the organism in Eukaryota, Metazoa, Chordata, Actinopteri, Salmoniformes, Salmonidae. Gene Ontology annotation, molecular function: protein binding.